Molecule: messenger RNA, 636 nt
Organism: Guillardia theta CCMP2712
Lineage: Eukaryota; Cryptophyceae; Pyrenomonadales; Geminigeraceae
Exons: 9
Coding region: 72-572 (166 amino acids)
Source: RefSeq, a predicted model, not a curated record
CAGGAAAGAAUGGCGUCAGAGGAAUCCGAGGUCCUCCGGGCGCUCCCGGUGCCACGGGCUCCGAUGGCCCCAUGGGCCCUCGCGGCCCCAUCGGUCAACCUGGACUGCAAGGAGCUCCGGGCAUCAGCGGCGAUCAGGGCCCGCCGGGUGUCCCUGGCAUCUGGGGAAGACAAGGGCCGCCGGGGCUGGCCGGUCCUCAGGGUCCUCCCGGCCCCCCAGGAACUGCUGGACAGGAGGGAACAGCUGGAGUAGCAGGGUAUCCUGGCACUCCAGGACUCAUCGGUGUGGUCGGAGCUCCGGGGAUGUGGGGACAGCAAGGAGAGCCUGGGACUCCGGGUGUCGGCAUCAAGGGAGCCAAAGGAAUCGCCGGCGUUAGAGGAGCCGCAGCCUCGUCCGGGGCGCCCGGGAGCCCUGGAGCCAACGGGACCCCAGGAACGGCAGGAGCGCCAGGAGCCAACGGAGCGCGAGGGAUGCCAGGAGCUCACGGAGCCCCAGGUUAUAACGGUCGCAACGGAGUCGCGCACGGCUGCAACUACAGUUGCCUUCGAAGAUACGGACAUUGCAUGUGCUGAUUCGCCAACAACGGAUCGAUUUCUUUCUUGUACCUUGCUGAUUUCUACUCAAAUUUUCAAACCU